CUUCUGACCUAAAAUAACGACAACUGCCUUCACUGAUCCUGGUCAGUUUCCCCCUUCAGAAAUCGGCCAGUGGUGCACGUGCUCUUCCUUUACUCCCAUCCCAACUCCAGGACUUGAGCGCAACCCGUGUUCACGUAGGAGGCCCUCAAUAAAGUUGCUCACUUGUUGCUGUCCCGCCCCCACGAGAGGCUGCGCGCGCCGCCCAGGAAGUCUCGCGAGAGUCAGCGGCGUCCGUCCUUGGCCGCAGGAGCCGCCGGGUGGUAAAGUGCAGGACUAGGGCUGUGCUGUCAUGGCUAAGACGCUUCUUCACCAGUACUGGGACAUCCCCGAAGGCACCGAGUGCCACCGCAAGACCUACGCCGCCACCAGUAUCGGUGGUGCCGCUGGCCUCGUUGUCUCUGUCUACAGCGUUGCUCUCAAAACCCCGACCUCCUUCUUGGAGGGAGUGGCGAGGACGGGACGGUACACAUUCACUGCAGCCGCCAUUGGAGCCAUAUUUGGCCUCACCUCCUGCAUUAGCGCCCAGGUCCGCGAGAAGCCCGAUGACCCUCUCAACUACCUCAUCGGAGGCUGUGCCGGAGGCUUGACCCUGGGAGCGCGCACCCGCAGCUAUGGGAUCGGAGCCGCUGCCUGUGCGUACAUGGGCUUGACGGCUGCACUGGUCAAGAUGGGCCAGCUGGAGGGCUGGAAGGUGUUUGCAGAACCCAAGGUGUGAGCCCUGUUGCCGCCUCCCAGGACCUCGGGCAGUUUGAAACUCGUGUAAAAUAAUAAAUCCUGUGUAUAUUUGUGUG
Messenger RNA from Capra hircus (goat), 791 nucleotides. It is a transcript of the gene NDUFA11, whose product is annotated as NADH:ubiquinone oxidoreductase subunit A11. Gene Ontology annotation, biological process: mitochondrial respiratory chain complex I assembly. The coding region runs from base 290 to 715 and encodes 141 amino acids. The record is from RefSeq and is a predicted model, not a curated record. The transcript has 4 exons. Lineage: Eukaryota; Metazoa; Chordata; Mammalia; Artiodactyla; Bovidae.